Messenger RNA from Armigeres subalbatus, 1787 nucleotides. RefSeq lists its product as uncharacterized. The coding region runs from base 1 to 1773 and encodes 590 amino acids. The record is from RefSeq and is a predicted model, not a curated record. The transcript has 2 exons. NCBI's taxonomy places the organism in Eukaryota, Metazoa, Arthropoda, Insecta, Diptera, Culicidae.
AUGUGGGUUAGGUUAGUACGCAUUGUGCUGAUUAUCGCGGUGGUAGAUGCACGAAAGCUGACCAAAAGCGACGCCGUGGAUGCCGAUCGAAGCGCUUCCAGUGGAUCGAGCGAAGCGGAGAUUUUUGUGAGCCACGACAACAAUGGAAAGGCGGUGGUGUCCAAGAAGUACUUGGAUCCACCGCCGGGGAAGAAUGUCUACAUGGUGAAACGUGUGAAUUCCAAGCCUAUAGUGGCAACAGAGCCUUUGGUUGGCGUGACGAGUAGCAGUUGGUCUAAAAUUUUGAACCAACUUGGUGAUGUGCAUGAAGUGGCAUCCAGUGAAGAGGAAGAGCAGUUGAUGUCUCCUUUGGAUAUUAGAGUAAGGGAAAGUCAUGAGGAAGUGUUAGGCAAGGUAGAUAGUGAACAAAGGACAGCAAAGAGUCCCAGUGAUCCGAUGGUUAUUGCACAGAAAUUGUUUCCGGUAUUGUUGCGACGAGCCAUGGAAAACGCAGUGCAAAAUAUUUCACAGCAUACUAGAAACGGGCUGAAGGAUGAAUUGUCAAAAACCAAGAGGAAUUCGGAGACUAAUCAUGAACUGGAGAAAAUCAUGAAUCGUUUGCUAGGAAAUUCACAACCUAGCGUCGUUGGCACUCACAAGGGUGAAAUUGACAGAAGUCUCAAGCGUAGAAGGUCAUAUCUAGACAAACAGUUUUACUACAAUAAUAACAUUCCUCCUUAUGUAGUGAACAUAUUCAAUAAUUCACAUAUUGGUUAUUUGGUGGUGAAACCCGAUUGUAACGAUACUGUAGAUAGUAUGAAAAAUUGUUUUGGACCGUCUUCUGUAAUGUACGGUCACAUACCUCAAUCGCUGAAUUUCACUUUCGCAUUGCCCAACUCCAAUAUUCCUUGUGUACAUCAGUGCAGUUGUGGUUCACUUAGCAUGGAUUCAGUGUCAUCUUGUGAUCAAUGUCAAGAUGUUCAGCAAAAACCUUGUGUUGCAUCUUUUGAAAAAGCUUCAACUUCAAUCACCUCAACGACCCCAUUGACGGCCACUGUUAUUACCACUACAACUACCCCGUGUCCACUGGAAACAGCCACACAGUUUCAAUCACCAUGUGAUCCGGCUACGACACCUUGUGGCCACCCGGAAGUGACCACGACAUACUAUCCGGCCCCUUUCUAUCAUCCUAUGCCAAUCCACAGCAUUCCAGAAUGUCAAAUCCAACCAUGGCAUAAGUUUCAUCAGAAAGAAUUCUUCCCUAGGCAACAAUUCUUCGUUUCCCGUCCCAAAUAUGGCGAACGAGUAUUCUGUGACCCAUGCAAACAAUUUGCAUAUGCACCCCAAAGUGAUGAAUGUGACUGCAGCCAUGAAGAUGAUUACCAGUCUGAGAACCGCCACGUCAAGCGAGAACCACAGGAAGCUCCUCGCACUUCCAAGCGCAAACCCCAAUAUCACAUGCAGUCAACGACGACAGUCACUCCCCUUCAGCCACGGUCAUUGACACAUUCUGAGGAAGCCGUACGAUUGAUCAUUGAUCUACCUCCGGCCUUCAAUUCGGAGGAGAUUCGUGGCGACACUCACCUGAGGAAUACGCUGGCUAAAAUAGGUUUGUCGCUUGAUACAGAGAGACCACCAUUGGCGAAACCCGUCGGGAAAAGUCGUUACAGAACUCUAGCACCAACACGGAGUCAUCGAAUACAACAGAACAAGCAGAAAAACCGCGAAACGACCGAAAAGUCUCAGACGAAAGCCCCCCGAGCUACGAUCGCUCCUGCAAUGCUGCUGUUUUAGACAAGUCAAUAAAC